GGGACGCUAACCGUUAAUUAUGAGAAGGUGCCAAUCGAUUAUAGGUUGAAGCACAACGACUUGUUAGCCAAUAUUGUGCACAGACAUGAAGUUCCAGUCACAAGUCAACCAAUCACAAUAGUGCACAUGGACGAUGACAUUGUGGUUGUAAAUAAACCGGCAUCAAUACCAGUUCAUCCAUGUGGAAGAUAUCGUCACAACACUGUCGUCUUUAUACUUGCCAAGGAAUAUAAUUUAAAGAAUUUGCGCACCAUACAUCGCUUGGAUAGAUUAACGUCUGGUUUGUUGUUAUUCGGACGUAGUCCAAAGAAAGCCAGACAAAUGGAACAUCAAAUACGCAACAGACAAGUGCAAAAAGAGUACAUAUGCCGUGUUGAAGGCGAUUUCCCAGAAGGAAUUAUUGAAUGCAAGGAACCGAUUGAAGUUGUCAGUUAUAAAAUCGGUGUUUGUAAAGUAUCAGCCAAGGGCAAAGAUUGCACAACAACAUUUCAAAAAAUUGCACAUAAUGGUAAGACCAGUGUGGUUCUCUGCAAGCCACGCACUGGACGUAUGCAUCAGAUUCGCGUUCACUUGCAAUAUUUGGGUUAUCCUGUGGUAAAUGAUCCCCUUUACAAUCAUGAGGUGUUCGGACCGUUGAAAGGACGCGGUGGCGACAUUGGUGGUAAAACCGAUGAGGAAUUGGUACGUGAUUUGAUAAACAUACAUAAUGCAGAAAAUUGGUUGGGAAUUGACGGUGACUCAGAGAUGUCACUUUUCAAAUCAAUUAAAUCAGACUGCGAUGCAGAGAGCAUGAGCGUUAGCAGUGGACCAAAGAGUGGCAAUCUACUUAGUGAUGAAGAGUCUAUUUCGCGUGAGGCAUCACCAUGUUCAGAAAGUCCAAGACCAAAUGUCACACCAUCAAUGAGCAAUGAAAGCCCCAUUGAAACCAACUCUGCUGAGUGUGGUACAACAAUGGUCGAUGCCAGUACAGGCACAUGUACUACUGGCAAUAGUAGCAUUGGUGUUGGUGGCAAUAUGACUGUUGGUGCAGAAACACUUAUCAUCAAUGGCACUGGUUUAGCAGCAACGGGCAUUCGUGCUAAUAUGAAGCCUCAUGUCAAGGUCACUGUUGCUACUCAAACUGGUCAUGAGUCACCUGACAUGGCAUUCAAUACCGAUAAAAUGACAUCAGACAAACAUUGUUAUGAGUGUAAAGUACGUUAUCGUGAUCCAAAACCAAAGGAUUUGGUUAUGUAUUUGCAUGCAUGGAAAUAUAAGGGUCCUGGUUGGGAGUAUGAAACUGAAUUACCAAAUUGGGCUAGCGCUAAGUGGAUUGAAUCUGAUAGCGACUAAAUAUGUUUUGCUAUCUUAAAUUAAAAUAAAAAGAAACUUAAAUUUGAUAUAAACAACAAAAGAAUAUAUACACUUACAUAUAAAG
This is a messenger RNA of Teleopsis dalmanni, 1417 nucleotides long. RefSeq names its product RNA pseudouridylate synthase domain-containing protein 2-like. NCBI's taxonomy places the organism in Eukaryota, Metazoa, Arthropoda, Insecta, Diptera, Diopsidae. Gene Ontology annotation, molecular function: RNA binding; pseudouridine synthase activity. The transcript has 8 exons. Gene Ontology annotation, biological process: pseudouridine synthesis. Bases 127 to 1332 code for a protein of 401 amino acids. The record is from RefSeq and is a predicted model, not a curated record.